CUGGUCCUUCAAAGUUUCCUGCAUAAAAUUUGGCCGGAAUAUGUCUCUGACCAACACAAAGACCGGCUUUUCUGUUAAAGACAUCUUGGACUUGCCUGACACCAAUGACGAAGACGGCUCCAUCGUGGAAGGCGGGGAUGAAGAAACGGAGGGCUCCGAACCCCCCAAAAAGCCCAGCGUUUUGGGGACAACCUCACUGGACGCUGUUCAGACGCUGCCUCUGAAGAACCCCUUUUAUGACAAUACCGAUAAUCCCUACACGCGUUGGCUGGCCACCACCGAGAGCAUCCAGUACUCCUUGCACGGUUUGGCAUCCAGCAACUCCCAACAGGAUUCCGCGUCCAAAUCUCCCGAGCCUUCGGCCGACGAGUCCCCGGACAACGACAAGGAAACGUCGAGCAACGGGGACUCCGGCAAGAAGCGGAAAAGGCGGGUGCUUUUCUCCAAGGCGCAGACUUACGAGCUGGAGAGGCGCUUCAGGCAGCAGCGGUACCUCUCGGCCCCCGAGCGGGAGCACCUGGCCAGCCUGAUCCGCCUCACUCCCACCCAGGUGAAGAUCUGGUUCCAGAACCACCGCUACAAGAUGAAGCGGGCCAGGGCCGAGAAAGGUAUGGAAGUGACUCCUCUCCCCUCCCCGCGCCGGGUCGCCGUGCCCGUCUUAGUCAGGGACGGCAAGCCGUGCCACACGCUCAAGGCACAGGACUUGGCUGCCGCCACCUUCCAGGCGGGGAUCCCUUUCUCAGCCUACAGCGCCCAGUCUCUCCAGCACAUGCAAUACAAUGCCCAGUACAGCUCGGCCAGCAACCCCCAGUACUCCUCAGCGCACCAUUUGGUACAAGCCCAGCAAUGGACUUGGUGAACGCUCUAGAGACACUAGAGACUUGACGGAGGGAUUUCAAAUUGGUCCUGCCGGGGAGGGCGUGGGGGAGGGCACGGUGGGACGAGACUUCGGAUAUUCGGAUGCCUGUGGGGAGGGGGGAUUUCUUCUUUAGGGGAAAGGGGUCAGUUUUCAUUCUUUUGGGGUGUUUUGUGCGCCAUGUUUACAAGAGAGAGGAAAAAUUGCGGCGUUGCUAGUGGUCCUGUCUACCUACAAGUACAAAUUUUAAAUA
Pogona vitticeps (central bearded dragon) is the source of this 1109-nucleotide messenger RNA. The record is from RefSeq and is a predicted model, not a curated record. NCBI's taxonomy places the organism in Eukaryota, Metazoa, Chordata, Lepidosauria, Squamata, Agamidae.